Molecule: messenger RNA, 2055 nt
Organism: Malaya genurostris
Lineage: Eukaryota; Metazoa; Arthropoda; Insecta; Diptera; Culicidae
Product: zinc finger protein 99-like
Exons: 2
Coding region: 106-1989 (627 amino acids)
Biological process (GO): regulation of transcription by RNA polymerase II
Cellular component (GO): nucleus
Molecular function (GO): RNA polymerase II transcription regulatory region sequence-specific DNA binding; zinc ion binding; DNA-binding transcription factor activity, RNA polymerase II-specific
Source: RefSeq, a predicted model, not a curated record
UGAAAUACAGUUGAUUUCAUUUCCAUCGUUUUUGUAUGCGGAAAAAUUUAUUAGUUCGGAAUAAAUAUAUCUAGUGUCGUUAGAUGAAGUGUAAUGUGAAUAGUUAUGUCCACCUGCUGUAUUUCGAUUUGUCCGAACAGCAACGUUAACGGAAAAUCUUCGGAAUUAAUCAAUUCCAGUCUCCAGACUUCGGUCACUUUCCAUCAUUUCCCUGAAAAUGAAAUUCAACGUUCGCUGUGGCUGGAUGCAUUGGCCAUUACCAAUCAAACCCGUUUCCGGUGGAAAACAAAACAGGUUUGCUCGAAUCACUUCUUGCCGUCGGAUCUAAUAUCCAAAGAUGAAGGAAUAAUACUAGCCGAGGGAGCAAUUCCAUCCAUUUGUGAUGAUGACGAUACAAUGCAUUUGGUUGAAGACAAUGGAGACUUGCUCAGGAUAUCUCAGCUAACGAAUGAAUUUUGUCGGCUAUGUUUCAAUAAGCAUGCAAAACUGUUUCCUCUAAAUGCGCGAAUUCACAAUUUGGAUCUGGCAGAAAUUAUAUAUUUAGUAAGUGGAGUUCAGAUUCGGGCUAACGAGAAUCUUCCGAAUAAAAUUUGCCCCGGAUGCAUAACUAAGGUUGAUUUCGCCUACAACAUUCGACGAGAGUUUCAGAUGCAUGCAGAAAAGUUACGAAGGUUGUUGAAGGAAAAUAGAUUGAUAAGCUAUUUUGAACGGUAUGAUUCAACUGUAGAUGUGUCGAACGAAAGGAAAGUUAAUUUUGUCAAAAGUAUUAUUCAAAGUAACCGAGAAGCUCUUUCAGAGCAUGGCGUGAUUGAAAUCUCCAAGGAUAACAGUGCUCAUAACACUGUACAAGAAAGAUCCCGUUCAGAUGUCGAUUGUGGGAUGGAGGAACAAUUCGAUAAUGUCGAACACUUGGUCGAGCAUGAUAUGGACGAUCGGGAAGGAUUGGUAAACGAAUGUAUUCUGGCAGCGGAUGACUUGGAGGCUUUCGGAAACAAUGUUUGUAGUAAUGCAAAUUUUCAUCUUGAACGAAACUCUGACGAUGCAAGAAAAGUAAAAAAGUCUACAUCAUCUCCAGAGUUGAUCAAGCAGAAAAAAUCUUCACAAACUUUGAAAAUGCCGGAGCUUGUUCCUAACAAUUGCUACGUAUGCAACCAAGCUUUUACUUCCGCACAGGUGUUAGAAGAACAUCUAACAUCUCACGUAGACAUGCUACCCUACAAAUGCGAACAGUGUAGUAUUGAAACUAAUCCAAUUGUACUAAAAGGAAUGGUGUCUUUAAACCGACACUUGCAAUCCCAUCUGUAUCCUUAUAUUUGCACUCACUGUCCGCAGAGAUUCUGCACGGAAUACGGUCGGUAUUCUCACAUUCGCUGGAUUCAUCGAAACUUCCAGAAAGAUGGGUUUACCUGCGAAUCAUGUGGUAAGGCUUUCGACAAAAAACGAACAUUCUUGGCACACGCAUUGAAGCACCGAGUUCAAACAGAGAAACGGUUUAAGUGCGAGCAGUGCUGCAAAGUAUUCAGUACCAAGGUAUCACUCCAGCGGCACAUUCGAACGCACACCGGCGAGUGUCCUUACGAGUGCCCUUACUGUGGUAAAAGAUUUAAUCAUCAGUACAAUUUCCGACAGCACAAACUACUUCAUUUUUCCGGUCGAAAAUCUUACCACUGCGAACAUUGCCCAAAAGUAUUUGUAAGAUUAACUACUUUAAGACAACAUAUACAGGAACACUUUCUCGGUAGUUCAGAACAAAACACAUUGUCAGAUCCGACGGAACCACAGGAAGCUGCAUUUUUCUGUCAGUUUUGUACCGAACAAUUUGCUGAUGCCGAAUCCAGAAGUGAUCACGAAUAUACGCAGCAUAGUACCCACCAGGAGAUAUUAGAAACGAUCGAGCUAGUGUCGAAAGAGGAGAUCGAACAACUGGUUAGUGCUGGGUUCGAUCUGGAACAAAGGAUGGAACGAAUUGUUGAACCUUUCAAACUAUGAGUAAAUGCACAAAUGAUCUAUUUUUUAGUCCCUUCGAUUAUCUCUUCAAUAAAGAUUUUAGGAAAG